AUGCCCGCCGGAGUGUCGUGGGGCCAGUACAUGAAGUUUCUAGGCUGCGCUAUGGCAUCCAUGAUGGCCGGAUCGCAGGCGGUUCAUCUGUACUACCGCCCACUGGAGGAUCUGCCCGCCUACAUCGAACGGGAGCAGCACAGCACACAGGUGGAUCCCAUAGCCAAGCCACCGGACUCUACAUGAAACUCUGUACUCGACAAGUUACUGGUUACUAAAGCUAUUUAAGUUUA
Molecule: messenger RNA, 233 nt
Organism: Drosophila elegans
Lineage: Eukaryota; Metazoa; Arthropoda; Insecta; Diptera; Drosophilidae
Gene: sloth2
Product: protein brawnin
Exons: 1
Coding region: 1-186 (61 amino acids)
Biological process (GO): mitochondrial respiratory chain complex III assembly
Source: RefSeq, a predicted model, not a curated record